Erythranthe guttata (spotted monkey flower) is the source of this 1763-nucleotide messenger RNA. Its product is annotated as autophagy-related protein 11. Gene Ontology annotation, molecular function: protein kinase binding; molecular adaptor activity. Gene Ontology annotation, biological process: autophagy of mitochondrion; autophagy of peroxisome; positive regulation of protein phosphorylation. The record is from RefSeq and is a predicted model, not a curated record. Gene Ontology annotation, cellular component: Atg1/ULK1 kinase complex; phagophore assembly site membrane. NCBI's taxonomy places the organism in Eukaryota, Viridiplantae, Streptophyta, Magnoliopsida, Lamiales, Phrymaceae.
CAGCUCGCACGGGCGGUUUGAGAAGAAAGUUUUGGAACUAAAAACGGAGUUUGGAGAUUUAAAUGGCCAAGUACAAGAUUUAUUUUCUUGCAAAACUUCGAAUUUUAUCAAAGAUGUGGAGUUGUCCGUAAAAGAACACCGGCGAUUAUGGACGAGCAGAAGAGCAUCAUGCAGGCUUUGAGUGAAGAUGUAAAUACCGUAAAGAAGCUUCUAGAAGAUUAUAUUUCCCGCCAGGUGUCGCCUUCACCGAUCCUCCCCCACAAUGCCUUUUCUGCAUUGGGUCCCACAUACAACACCCACGAAAAAGAUUACCUUCCCAAAAUGCGUGCGUGUGACAACGCAAUUUCCACUCUGCUCGAUUUGUGCACGGACAAAAAAAACGAGUCGAAUCUAUACGUGCACAAUUACAUGCAAAAGAUCGCACGCAUGCAAUACAUCAUCAAAGACUUGCGCUACAAGUUUUCCGUUUUCAGUGAAGCUCUAAAGCAUCAAAACGAACAAUUUCACCAAUUAAAAGUACUGCACGGUGUGGGCCCUGCUUACAUGGCAUGCCUCGCAGAAGUAGAGAGAAGAAAAACGGCAACGAAGAUGUAUAUGGAAAAUGCUGAAAAGUUGUCUGAAAAACUUGCAAGAGAGCGGGAUUUCGAAAUUAGGAGACGUGACGAAUUUGUCAAAGUACACAGUACUUUUAUACCUCCGGAUAUUUUAGCUUCCAUGGGAUUGUACGAUUCCAUAAACCCUUGUUAUGUCAAUGUGGCACCAUUGCCAGGUGGCAGCACGACACUGGCUGUAACUGAUACGACUAUUUUGCAAAACGAUGCAGAAACCAAGAUCGAAGCAUUAAUUAACGAGGUUUCGAAGUUUGAAAGGGAAUCGGAGAUCAAUAGGAAUCUACUUGAUAGACUGAGAAGUUGUGCCACGUCAGCUGAUUUUGCUGACUCUUUACGUGUUUUGGCUCAGUCUUUAGUUCGUGCCGGCGAGGAAAGUAACGAGGACAGUACUUUUAAGUUGCGUGAAUGUAUUGAGAUAAUUGCAGACAAAGUUGGUGCUUUGUCGAGGCAGUGUGAGGAUUUAGAAGAGAAUAGAGACUUGGUAAAUACUCUUUGCACUAAGAAUCAACUCGAAAACCAGGCAAACAAGGAAAGGAUUUCUUUCAACCAGUUACAAGUCGACGAGAUCGCUGCGUUUCUCCUCAAUGCCUCCGGCCAAUACCAGGCCAUUAAUCGCGACUGCCCUUAUUACUAUCUCUCGCCUGAUUCCAUUUCGUUAUUGUCCGAUAAUCGUCCGAGCUAUAUCAUAGGACAGGUUGUCCAUAUCGAACGAAGAACAGUUGAGUCACCCCUGUCUGAAACUGGAACCAGCCGGUUGACUUCGAGUCAAGAGUCAACUCCAAAUCCGUACGGUCUACCUAUUGGGUGUGAAUACUUUGUGGUGACUGCAGCCAUUUUACCUGAUACUAAUGUUGAUUAUUCACCUCGUUCUUGAUCUUUGUUGCCAAUGGCAGAUAGAUGUGAUGGAAGAAAAAAUAAAAAAAAAAAUGUAAAUAUACGAUACUGUAUACUAGUACUAAAAGUUGGUGUACGUGUAUAACUGUGUUACAUACUGUAUAGUCGACAAUCAAAUAAAUCAUGUAUCGUUGUACAUACCGAUUUCAUUUCGUGUAAAUUUGUUACAAUUAGGGCCCUAAUUGGUUUCAAUCGGACUAAUUAGGGCUCUAACAAGGUGGAAGACGGUGUCGUAUUGGGGAAGUCGUAUUUUAACUU